This is a messenger RNA of Tarenaya hassleriana, 2278 nucleotides long. RefSeq names its product 25S rRNA (cytosine-C(5))-methyltransferase nop2. Gene Ontology annotation, cellular component: nucleolus. The coding region runs from base 68 to 2047 and encodes 659 amino acids. The record is from RefSeq and is a predicted model, not a curated record. NCBI's taxonomy places the organism in Eukaryota, Viridiplantae, Streptophyta, Magnoliopsida, Brassicales, Cleomaceae. Gene Ontology annotation, molecular function: rRNA (cytosine-C5-)-methyltransferase activity; RNA binding. Gene Ontology annotation, biological process: rRNA base methylation; maturation of LSU-rRNA. The transcript has 16 exons.
UAUACUUCGAAUCUCUGCUAAAACCUUAAACCCUAGCCGACGAACCCUCGAGUUUCAUACGUUUGCAAUGGCAGGUGUUGCGCGUAACAAGAAGAAAGGAGCGAAAUCCCAAAAGCCUCCAUCGAAGAAGCAAAAGAAAGUUGCUUUCGAGGAGAAGCCCCGCGAAAAGCCUGAAAUUUCCGACGUUUCCGAUGCUUCUACCGACGAAGAAGCUGAAGAGCUGGGUGAAUCCGAUGAAGUAGGAAGCCAGGGGUCUGAGUCAGGUUCUGACUUUUUCUCAGAUGGUGAUGGGGAAGAAGGGGACGGGGAUGAACCCAUGGGCGACGACUUUCUAGGAGGUAGCGACGAUGAAGAGCAAGGUUUGGGCUCGGAUUUGGAAUCCGGUUCGGAUGCGGACUCGGAUUCUGAUGAAUCCGACAUUGAGGCGAAAUCUCGAGCUAUUGAUGAGGAACGUGCAAGGCAGGAGGAAGAAGCUGAAGCUGAGAUGCAGUUGAACAUUAAGGAAGAAUCUGACGAGUUUCGAUUACCAACCCAAGAGGAACUUGAAGAAGAGGCACGAGGGCCACCAGAUCUUCCCACCAUCCAGAGGAGAAUAAAAGAGAUUGUUAGAGUGCUAUCAAAUUUUAAGGAUUUGAGGCCAGAGGGAGCGAGGAGGAAGGAUUACGUUGAACAACUUAAAGCUGAUCUUGGCUCUUACUAUGGCUAUAAUGAAUUUCUUAUUGGAACUUUGGUUGAGAUGUUUCCUGUUGUUGAACUCAUGGAGCUAAUAGAAGCUUUUGAAAAGCAGAGGCCUACAUGUAUACGGACAAACACUCUUAAGGCUCGUAGACGGGAUCUAGCUGAUGUUCUUUUGAACAGAGGUGUUAAUCUAGACCCGUUAAGCAAGUGGUCCAAAGUUGGGCUCGUUGUUUAUGAUUCUCAAGUGCCCAUUGGUGCAACUCCUGAAUAUUUGGCUGGUUUCUACAUGCUGCAAAGCGCUAGUUCGUUUUUACCAGUGAUGGCCCUUGCUCCUCGAGAGAACGAACGGGUUGUUGAUGUAGCUGCUGCGCCUGGUGGUAAAACAACUUAUGUUGCAGCUCUGAUGAAAAAUUCUGGCAUAAUUUAUGCAAAUGAAAUGAAAGUACCAAGGCUAAAGUCAUUGACUGCCAAUCUGCACCGCAUGGGGGUGACGAAUACCAUAGUGUGUAACUAUGAUGGAAGAGAGCUACCCAAGGUUUUAGGUGUCAACUCAGUUGACAGAGUAUUGUUGGAUGCACCUUGCAGUGGGACUGGGGUUAUAUCAAAAGAUGAGUCAGUUAAGACUUCCAAAAGUGCUGAUGACAUACAGAAAUGUGCCCAUUUGCAAAAGCAACUUAUUCUUGCCGCUAUUGAUAUGGUGGAUGCCAAUUCUAAAACUGGAGGAUAUAUUGUUUACUCAACAUGCUCAAUCAUGAUUCCCGAGAACGAAGCUGUCAUUGACUAUGCUCUGAAGAAAAGGGAUGUUAAACUCGUUCCAUGUGGACUUGAUUUUGGCCAGCCUGGCUUCGUCAGAUUUAGAGAACACAGAUUCCACCCGUCUUUGGAGAAGACUAGACGGUUCUACCCCCAUGUACAUAACAUGGAUGGAUUUUUCGUGGCAAAGUUAAAGAAAAUGAGCAAUGCGAAGCAAACUUCAGAAAGCGAUGAUCCAGUUGAAACCGUGGAGCAAGCUCAAGUGCCAAACGAUGAUACAGCUGAGGCCAACGACGAGUUAGAGAAGUCUGCUAUUACCAAUGGGCAACCGAAGCAAGAGAAGAAGACUAAAGAAACUAAGAAAAAACUCAAAUCCUCCGACGGAAAAAGAAUUCCAAAAUCAAACGAGGCCAACAAGCGCAAAAAGGGAACGAAUGCCAAAUCAGAAAACGGGAAUGCAGAGGACCAGUCUAAAGCCGGAAAGCAAAAGAAGAAGAGAUCUCAAUGGAAGGCUGAAAUUGCUCAAUCUAGGGAAGAUAAGAGAAAAGCCAUGAGAGAAAAGGCAAAGAACGAGAGGGAAGAGGUCAAGACGCAAAAGAACCGUGGAGAAAAUUGAUUCUUCUUGCGCCUGAGAGAGAGGGUUUCCAGGGAAGGUAAUAGACUGUGCCCUCUUAAGGCUAUAUAUACGUUAGCAUCUCUGAUUAAUUUACUGUUGCAUGUAACCUCAACACUCGGAAAACCAUAGGGAAACAGUUAAGAAUCUAUCUAUGUUGAACUCCAUGGACAAGUUACAUGUCCAGAUGAAGUUUUGUUUCAUUUCAGUAAAAAUGCUUUCUGAUUGUGAAGC